AUGAAGAUCAGGUACUGGCUUGCAGCGAAUUAUGGAGGAUAUGGUCUUCUCUUGCAUGGUCAAAAGCAUUCUAUAUGGGGGAACUUGCAGGCCGUCGCCUCUGUGAACCAGGGAACUGGCAGCGUGGAGAUCAACCAUCUAGCACAAUUAUUCCUAAGAGGGAGUCGCAUAUAUCUGAAUCGACGUCCUAAAAAUCUUGCUCUUUGGGAUACACCUAAUAUACCCGACCCAAAAUUUUACUUCUCUGCUGGAAGAUGUACUGUCUGGGUCUAUAUUCCAUUAAAAAAUUGUUACAUCCGAUCUUUACAUGUGCAUACCAGUCACCUGAUUGGUAUAAAGUCUAGUACUAGUGUAGUGGUUCUUGGUCAGUGUCGCCAUGACUUGACUCGAGAAGAUUUUGGUAUUUCGUUGUACGGCCUCCACUGGCAACAGUUUAUAGUAGCUCAUACGUCGAGGCUAGACCCGAGUCAAUGGAAUGCGGCUAAGCUUUAUGAGAGGAUGUAUGAGGAGAGGUAUGAGGAGCUGUGGGAGGAUAUCGGACUCACUCGUUGCGAGACACUAAAACCAGCGAAGGCAUCGAAGUGGAUAGUUGCUUGCUGCAGUGUAUUAAGAUUCAGUUGA
This is a messenger RNA of Sclerotinia sclerotiorum 1980 UF-70, 621 nucleotides long. RefSeq lists its product with no specific name. The coding region runs from base 1 to 621 and encodes 206 amino acids. The transcript is spliced from 6 exons. Lineage: Eukaryota; Fungi; Ascomycota; Leotiomycetes; Helotiales; Sclerotiniaceae. The record is from RefSeq and is a predicted model, not a curated record.